UCCGAACGAAAAUUCAAACGUCAAAAUACGCUUGCAAAGUGUUUUCUUGAUUGUUGUUUCUAUUUCAAAAAAAUUAAUUUUUGUCGCCAUGGCGCGCAAUUGCAAUGAAAAUGACGAUGAAAAAAUCGAUCCUGCGUCUGUUACUUCCAACGUCAAGAGUACGAUCAAGCAGGACAUAAUAAAAGAUCUACUAAACGGGUCCUUCCAAGACAACAAAACUAAACUAGGCAAUGAUGCCUUAUCACUGGUUGUUGAAGUGGCAAAGUGCCUGGUGACGGAGACUUGCCUCAGGGCAUCCAGUCAGGCGUUGCGAGAGAGCUGCGACCGAGUAGACCUUGAACACGUAGAGAAGUGCCUUCCACAACUUAUGCUAGAUUUCCCGUAAGCUUUACUGCCCAAAUGCCUUGUGGAACAAUUAACCUGGAAUGUGCUCUGGGUGCUAUAUGUUUAAGAAAAAUGGAGUUCCAGUACCUGAAUUAAUGACAUUAAUGUAUAGAAAUGUUUAGUUUACUUAGGUUUUGUGUUCACUACACUAUUUAACUAUAAUGCAUUUACUCGUAUUACUAAAGUCCAUCUUAUGUCUUCAAUUAUUAUUAGUAAUCUUAUGAGGUAGGGUGAAAAGCAAUAAAAUAUUUUAUUCACACA
This is a messenger RNA of Ostrinia nubilalis (European corn borer), 645 nucleotides long. RefSeq names its product centromere protein X-like (gene MHF2). Gene Ontology annotation, cellular component: Fanconi anaemia nuclear complex; FANCM-MHF complex. The coding region runs from base 89 to 385 and encodes 98 amino acids. Gene Ontology annotation, biological process: DNA repair; replication fork processing; resolution of meiotic recombination intermediates. The record is from RefSeq and is a predicted model, not a curated record. Lineage: Eukaryota; Metazoa; Arthropoda; Insecta; Lepidoptera; Crambidae. The transcript has 3 exons.